Molecule: messenger RNA, 977 nt
Organism: Gastrolobium bilobum
Lineage: Eukaryota; Viridiplantae; Streptophyta; Magnoliopsida; Fabales; Fabaceae
Product: serine/threonine-protein phosphatase PP2A catalytic subunit-like
Exons: 7
Coding region: 110-574 (154 amino acids)
Biological process (GO): mitotic cell cycle; peptidyl-serine dephosphorylation
Cellular component (GO): cytosol
Molecular function (GO): protein serine/threonine phosphatase activity
Source: RefSeq, a predicted model, not a curated record
GCCAAGCCAAGCGAAGCGAAGCUUACAAGGCUUCGGUUUCUCUCUCUAGUUUGCCUUCGCAAAUCGAACCCACUCUCUAGGGUUGGGUUUUGCAUAAAUUGAGGUGAGAAUGGAUUGGAAUUCACAUGGGAACCUGCAUGAGCAGAUUUCUCAGCUUAUGCAAUGCAAGCCCUUGUCCGAGCCAGAGGUAAGGGUCUUGUGUGACAAGGAAAAGGAGAUUUUGAUGGAAGAGAGCAAUGUCCAGCCCGUGAAAAGUCCUGUUACAAUUUGUGGUGAUAUUCACGGACAAUUUUAUGAUCUUGCAGAGCUUUUUCGCAUUGGAGGGAAGCUUUUGGUUGCCCUUAAAGUGCGUUAUCCUCUGCGUAUUACUAUUCUAAGAGGAAAUCAUGAAAGCCGUCAGAUUACCCAAGUUUAUGGGUUUUAUGAUGAGUGCCUACGGAAGUAUGGUAACGCUAAUGUUUGGAAGAUCUUUACUGAUUUGUUUGAUUACUUCCCAUUGACGGCAUUGUUUGAGCCAGCUCCCAGGAGGGGAGAACCAGAUGUAACCAGGAGAACACCUGAUUACUUCCUAUGAUACAAUGUUGGUUGAGUUGCUCUGUUGCUGUCACCAACUACUGCCCUUCAAGCUCAUCUACUUGUCAAAAUCAGAGCCAUGCUUCUAAUUGAUCCUUGCGUUUUCGAUGUUAGGCUUCUUGAAUGUGUUAUUUACUUGAACUAUAUUUGUACCUUUCCAAGAGAAGCAGAGGAGCAGGCGAUGCUAUUAUGGUGGUCAUAUGUACCAUUCCAGCAUGAGAUGUAUCAUUUUCAAUGUGUUUCCAGUUUUCCCCUUUUCUAUAUUCUUUUAGUUCUUUAGGCCUCCCCCCUCCCUUCUUUUCAAUUUAGAAGCAUUAUUGAUCAAGGUAUGGGUUUCUGUAGAUGGACGAGAUGCCUUAAAAUACCCUCUAAUGGGCGCUUUAUAAAUUUUUUCCCCGUCGUUU